Messenger RNA from Leishmania mexicana MHOM/GT/2001/U1103, 330 nucleotides. RefSeq names its product putative peptidyl-prolyl cis-trans isomerase. The record is from RefSeq and is a predicted model, not a curated record. The transcript has a single exon. The coding region runs from base 1 to 330 and encodes 109 amino acids. Gene Ontology annotation, molecular function: peptidyl-prolyl cis-trans isomerase activity. Lineage: Eukaryota; Euglenozoa; Kinetoplastea; Trypanosomatida; Trypanosomatidae.
AUGGGCGUCAUUCGUACAGUCAUGAGGGCGGGCGUAGGCGCCACCCCAAAGCGCGGGCAGACAAUCACUGUGCACUGCACCGGGUACUUAGCGGAUGGGAAGAAGAAGUUUUGGUCCACCCGCGAUGACAACAACCCGUUCUCCUUCAAUGUGGGCGUCGGCCAGGUGAUUCGCGGCUGGGAUGAGGGCAUGUUGCAGAUGCAGCUCGGGGAGACGGCAGAGUUGCUCAUGACAGCUGACUACGCCUACGGUGAUCGCGGCUUUCCUGCCUGGGGCAUCCCGUCAAACGCCGCCCUGCUGUUCGAGAUUGAGCUGCUGAAAAUCCAGUAG